AUGGCGACCUCAGAAUUUCCUUCCUUCCCGCGUCUUCCUCCGGAGAUCCGGCUCAUGAUCUGGAACGCUGCUCUCCCCGGCCCGAUCAACAACCCUCUAUUCUUCUGGAGAACAGACAAAGUGAUUAAACACAGGCUGGACGACAAGUAUGACGACUACGACAACUGGGUCCCUGACCUCAUCCACCCGCUCGAGAUGGGCAUCUUCUCGGUCGAGAUCCCGCUCCUCGAAGUGAGCAAAGAAGCCCAUAAGGUAGCCCAAGAGUGGGUCCAACGCCAGUCUCUGAGUCUCGAAGUGGACGUGGACAACGACACCUAUACCGAAAACCACAACAGGCUCGCAAUGCGCCGCUUCAAUCUCCGCCGCAACAUCGUGUUCUGCCCCGGACGAUAG
Aspergillus brunneoviolaceus CBS 621.78 is the source of this 393-nucleotide messenger RNA. Its product is annotated as 2EXR domain-containing protein. The transcript has a single exon. Bases 1 to 393 code for a protein of 130 amino acids. The record is from RefSeq and is a predicted model, not a curated record. Lineage: Eukaryota; Fungi; Ascomycota; Eurotiomycetes; Eurotiales; Aspergillaceae.